GAUACUUAUCCAUUCACCUGUCAAUGGCCAUUUGGGUUGUUUCCAGUUUCUGCUAUUUAUGAAUAUGGCUGCUGUGAACAUUCAUGUUCAAGCUUUGGACAGAUGUUUUUGAUUUUCUUGGGUAAUACCCUGGACAUGGAAUGGCUUGUUAUGUAUCUAACUUUUAAAGAAGCUGCCAAAUGUUGUCUCAAAGUGGUUGUGCUACUGUGCAUUCCCAACAGCAGUAUAUGAGAAUUCCAUUUGCUCCACAUCCUUCCACAUUUGGUGCAGUUUUAAAACGUUUAUCCAUUCCAGUGGGUGCGGAGUGUAAACAUUGUAGUGUGCAUCUCCCUGGGGCCUACUGUUAAACAUCUGUGCAUGUGUUUAUUGACGACUCGUACAUCUGAUGUGGUGAAGUAUUCAAAGUCCUAUGCCUAUUUAAAAAUUAGGUGAUUGUUUUUUUCUUAUUGAAUUACAAGAAUCGUUUACCUACUCUGGGCAUAAAGUCGUUUGUCACAUUGCGAAGUUGUAGCCGUUUCAAAACAUUUUGUAAGCAGUCAGAUUAGUUAGGUACUUAAAAAUAAGUAUAAUUGCUGACUGUGCCACAGAGCAGUUGAAGAGCAGAUGCUGAACCGAGAAAUCUGCGAGCUAGGCCUGUAUUUUGUGCGCCUAGAGUCCCGUGACCAAGGAGCCCACAACAUAAAAUAUUUACUUUUAAAGGACAACAAGAUAACAUAGUGUAAAACAAAGAAGUAAAAGGAAAUUCGCCCUGCGACGUAUCUAUUGAUGAUCGUGUGCGAUCAGGACCCCUUUGAGCCAUUUUGUAUCAUUAGGCAUAUUUUCAAAAUUGUUCAGAUCAUUUCAUUUAAUUAUCAAUGAAGCAUCCUUAGGAUGAUGAUAAUAAUAUAGCUGGACAUAAAAAUUAAACUGGGAUAAUAAGCUGAUAAAAUGCUGGGCUUUCUGUUUGGCUUUGAUCUUGAGUCAUGGACCACGAAAUAGCCAGCACCAGAAAGGCAAGUGAGAUUGAGUGUCCUCCGGGCACCGCUGCGGUAUUUCUCUAAAAAGCUGCUUCUAGGUGGCGCAUGCGCUUCACGGACGCCUGUCUCCGCCCUCCCGGAGGCGGGGUGGUGUUGCCGUUGGCAACCGCAGUAAACGGAGACCUUGGGCAGAUGCUGUGACUAGGAACUCGCUGCGGAGAUCGGCGCCUUCGAGGAAAUGAAGGAACCAGAUGAUCAGGAUACUGAUGGGGGAAAAUCAGAUAGAUCAAAGAGUGAUGAAAGGCAGUCUCGGUCCUUUAAAUCUGCAACAAGAUCUGCUAUGAAAGAGGAUUACAAAUCUUUGGAAGAUACCACAGAUGAAACAUUUACUGAAGGGGAAGAAUCAUAUUCAGGGGACAAUGACUCAUAUAUGGAACAUUUGGAAAGAAGUUCAAGUUCACUUCAAGAUGAUUAUGCAGAAAGCACUGGUGAAUCUCGGUAUAUGGAAACUCCUGUCCCAGCUGCAGAAGAGGCAGAGGAGGAAGUUAAGAAGAAAAUAUCAGAGAGCUUCUUCUACGAUUAUAUGGAACUUGUUUCGAUGCCUUUUGUGACUCCGGAUUCAAACAUACCACUGGAUCUUCUCACACUUGUACAUUCCUUUGGUUAUGACUGCAGAAAGCGGGCCAACCUACAACUUCUGGACAGCAAUACCGUGAUGUACAUAGCUGGGAACCAGCUGAUCCUUCUAAAUUUGAAAACCAAGGAACAGACUUACCUGCGAAGUAGCAGUGGCAGAGGAAUUGGUGUCAUUGGGGUUCACCCAUAUAAAACUUGCUUCACAGUAGCAGAGAAAGGAGUUUUCCCAAAGAUUAUCAUUUAUGAAUAUCCUUCUUUGAGGCCCUACAGAAUCCUUCAAGAUGGGACUGAGCUGGCCUAUGCUUACGUGGACUUUAACUACGAUGGUACCCUGCUGGCUUCUGUUGGCGGCAACCCCGAUCACACACUAACCAUCUGGAACUGGAAAGAAGAGCAGCCCCUACUGAGGACAAAAGCUUUUUCCCAGGAAGUGUUUAAGGUUACUUUCAAUCCUGAAAACGACGAGCAGCUUACUACAUCGGGAUCAGGCCACAUCAAGUUCUGGGAAAUGGCUCUAACAUUCACUGGCCUCAAGCUUCAGGGUUUCUUGGGUCGAUUUGGUAGAACAGCCACUACCGAUAUAGAAGGUUACAUGGAGCUCCCAGAUGGGAAGGUGCUCUCAGGGUCGGAAUGGGGCAACAUGCUGCUUUGGGAAGGCGGCCACAUCAAAAUCGAGCUGUGUCGAGCUGCAGGCAAGCCUUGUCACCAGGGUCCCAUUAACCAGAUAAUGCUGGACGAGGGUGAAGUCAUCACCAUUGGGUCAGAUGGAUGUGUUAGGAUAUGGGAUUUGGAGACAAUAGACACUGCUGAUACCACAGAUGAGACUGGAUUGUUAGAGAUUGAGCCCAUUAAUGAACUUCAAGUAGACAAGAGUGUCAAACUCUUCUCUAUGAUAAAAAUGAAUGAAACUGGAAACAACUUUUGGUUGGCUCAGGAUACCAAUGGAGGCAUAUGGAAGCUUGACCUCAGUUUUUCAAAUAUUACCCAAGAUCCAGAAUGCCUCUUCUCUUUCCAUUCUGGAGCCAUUGAAGCCUUGGCCGUGUCCCCUCUCACUUACCUCAUGGCCACUACUGGCUUAGACUGUUCUGUUAGACUCUAUGAUUUUUCUAGCAAAACUCCUUUGCUUCAGAUGAAAUUCAAACAAGGAGGUACUGCCCUUAUUUGGGUACCACGACUGGUAAGCUACACUGGAGGACAGAUUAUUGUAGGAUUUGAAGAUGGUGUUGUUCGAAUUCUUGACCUUUAUGAUCCAAAAGGGCUCACAAUUUUUGUGGGAAGGAAGAGAAUUUUGGAUGCAGAUAUUCGACUAAAAAAGGCUUUCAAACCCCACACUGCUCCUGUCACUGCUUUAGCUUAUGACCGUGAUGGAGAAAUUCUAGCCACAGGGAGUAAAGAUAAAACUGUCUUCUUCUUCGAAGUGGAAAAGGAUUAUAAACCAAUCGGUUAUAUUACUACCCCUGGACCUGUUUGCCAGUUAAUGGGGUCGGCAACCUCUCAUCCUGAAAGUACUUUACUGAUAAUCUGUGAGAAUGGCUAUGUUCUUGAAGCUCCAUUUCCAACUGUAAAGGAGGAAGAAGAGGAUCAUGAUGUAGUUUCCUAUGAAAUCAAAGACAUGUGCAUAAAAUGUUUCCAUUUCUCAAGUGUCAAAUCUAAGAUUCUGAGAUUAAUAGAAAUUGAAAAAAGAAAGAAACAAAAGGAGUUGAAGGAGAAGGAAAAGGAAGAAAGAAGGAAGAAGCUAGCAGAAGAGAUGGGAGAAGAUGGAGAAAGGGAACUCCACAGGGAAGAGGAGGAGGAGGAAGAGGAGCCAUUGCCUGAAAUCUUUAUUCCUUUAACCCCUUGCCACAUCCUCUGUGGAUUCUACUCUGGACCGGGGAAGUUCUGGGUUUCUUUGGGCGGCUAUGAUUCUGGUUUUCUGUAUCACUGUGAGUUCCCCCCAUACGACAGAAACAGUGAUAUCACAGUGAAGAAAGAUGAACCUUUUGAUUUCCGUCUUGUUGAGGAUACAGAGGAUAAUCCCAUCAGAACUAUCACUUUCAGCAUUACCCAAGAUAUGAUGUUUUGUGGAAUGCAAAAUGGAGCAAUUCGAGUCUAUAUCCUAAGUCAUGAUGAUCUUUCAUUGACCCACAUGGAGGAAUACUGGCACUUCAAUAUGCAUGACAAUGAUUAUGGAUGUGUUAAAUCCCUGUCCACUAGCUUUGAUGAUCGUUUCUUGGUGACUGCUGGAGCAGACAGUAAUAUCUUUGUUUUUAGCAUUCUUUCUGAAUUUGAGUUAAAGAAAGGCACGAAAGCCAAAGUGCCAUCUCCAAGGUUUGGGAUAGAAUCAGAACCAAUUCCAGAAGAUAUUGAUGAUCCUAAAGCCUACAGUAUUGAGAAUGCCAGAAGAAAAAGAGAACAUGACAAAUUAAUGAAAGAAGUGGCAGAGAUCAAGGCUGGAAAGAGAGAACGAAUCAAAGCUUUGAGGAAUGAAUUAUGGAAACUACUACAGAUGAAUGAAGAAUUACCAAAACAUAUGCAGUUCAAACGGACAGAUUUUGAUCUAGAUUCCAAAAUUCGUGCUGAGAUUGACAGAAAAACUGCUAAUAAAAUUCAUCAAGUGGAGAAGGAAUUAGCUUGGGAAAAAGAGAAACAUCACCUUGGCCUAAUGAAGCUACAGAAUAGAUUUCGUGAUUCAUUGGAAAGUGAUACUAUUGUGGUUCAUGCCAUACAAAGUGAUCACAAGAUAUCCUCCUAUAGGCUUGUGAAACCCUCUAAAUACACCAAAUCCAAACGGGCAAGUCAGUCAGAGAGAAGACCAAGCAAAUUUGAGAGGUUUGAAAAAGAGGGAACUGGAAGAAAGGAAAGCCAGAAAGAUACCGGUGGGAGUACUAGUGUGCCAGAAGAGUCAAUUAUAGAAAGAGGGAAGAAAUUUCGGCCUAAAACCCUAAGUGAAAUUAUGGUGGAAAAUCAAAUUGAGAAAACGAGGAAACUUAUAUUAAAAGCUGAAAGGGCCCAACUGAAGAUUCAGCAGAGAAAAAAGGAAUGGGAAGAACUGUACAAGAGUAAACCUGAUGAUGACUAUGAAGAUCCCAAACAUGUCCAAGCCAUCAAAGAGGCCCAGCUGUAUAUGGGGGACUUCAACCUGAAGACUGCCCCAGACUAUAAGAUACCUGAACACAUGAGAAUAAAUGCUGCCAAGAAGGAAGAGGACCUGGGAUACCUAGACUCCGUGGCCUAUUCAAAGAAAAUGCACAUGAACAAGUGCAUCGUCUCUCUCCGAGAUCUGAAGGUGGCUGUCAUCGAGGAAAUACAGUGCCUGGUGCAAGAACUGAAGAAUAUUCAGUCGACUCUUCACAUAUCCAAGCACGUCCCCAUUCCCCAAAUCCCUGAGAUACACCCGGAAGAAGUUCCAGAGAAGAGAUUUCAGUAUGACGAGAAAACCCUCCUAGCUUUUAAGCAACAGCUGAUGGAAAAUCAGGAUGAAAAGUCCCCGCAGGGGGAACAGGCAGGGUCUGCAGGCUCAGCUGGAGGAUUCCUCAAACUCUCUUCUGGAAAGGACGGGGAUUUGACGACACGUGAUUCCUCGUCUAGAUUGUUAAAAGCAUCAACAUUCAGUCUAGAUAUUCCAAAGUUCACGGAAUUCGAAAAAGCAGAUCCAACCGAAGUGGAGCUGGAGAUUAUGAGGAGGGAUGAAAUUAAACACUUGUACAUGCAGCAGUAUUUGAUCAACAGGAUCAAAGAACUGAUUGUCACUUUUGAUGCAGAACUCCGUCUCCUGAGACAUCAGAAACUGAAACUAGAUACUCAGAUGAAAUUAUCUGACCUGCACCAUGUCACGUUAUUUCAGGAAAUACUUCUCCUCAAGAAUUUUGAAAAACAGGAGAACAUACUUCAAGAGCGUGUUAAUUCAUUAGACAAAGAGGAACAGGACAUGCAGUGGAAAAUAAAUGAAACUCUUAAAGAGAUGGAAGAGAAGAAGAAUGAAGUUGCCAAGCUUCAGGAGCAAGAAAAGGCCCUCUAUGCUGGUUUCCAAGCAGCUCUUGGAGAAAACAAUAAAUUUGCUAACUUCCUCAUGAAGGUAUUAAAGAAGAGGAUUAAGCGGGUAAAGAGAAAGGAAGUUGAAGGAGAUGCUGAUGAAGAUGAGGAAAGUGAUGAAUCAAGUGAAGAAGAAUCCAGCUUGGAGAGUGACGAGGAUGAGUCUGUAUCUGAAGAUGAGGUUUUUGAUGAUUCUAUCUGCCCAACACAUUGUGACAUGGGUCUCUUUGAACUGGCCAUUCAACUUCGAGAGAAAAGGCUGGACAUUGAAGAGGCCUUAGUUGAAGAAAAGAAAAUUAUCGAUAACCUCAAAAAGGAAUAUGAUACAUUGUCCAAAAAAGUGAAAAUCGUGGCAACUAAUCUGAACGCAGCAGAGGAGGCCCUGGAGGCUUAUCAACGCGAGAAGCAGCAGCGGCUGAAUGAACUACUGGUCGUGAUUCCACUCAAGCUCCACCAGAUAGAGCACGUGGUGUUUGGAGAAAUCCCUAGUGAUCUUUCCGGAACGUUAGUCUUUUCUAACGGCUCCUUGGGACGGCUGCAAGAGCGAAUCGUACAGCUCCAGGAGGAGAAUGCCAAGCAGCAAAAACUGAACAGAGAAUGCCGGGAGAGGCGUAAACAGCUCAUCCGAGAAAAGAGAGAGAUGGCAAAAACUAUUCAGAAAAUGGAAGAAACAGUCAGUCAACUGAUGAUCAGCAAGUUUGGCCGUGUGAUAAACCUAGAAGCCCUUCAGACACUUUCUGUGAAUAUGACACUUGAAGAACUGAAGAUUAAAAAACUCCGAAAGGAGCUAGCAAACGCAAAGGAGAUGAAGAUGUGGGAGGAAAAGAUUGCUCAAAUGCGAUGGGAAUUGAUGAUGAAGACCAAAGAACACACCAAAAAGCUUCAUCAGAUGAAUGAUUUAUGUAUUGAAAAGCAGCAGCUUGAUUCUCAGCUGAAUACACUACAGAACCAGCAGGGCAAUGUCUUCCAGAGCCUUCGGAAAGCAGAUAUUGUGGCGAAAGAGAAGGUAACUGAAUUGAUCCAAGUCCAGGCAGAAAAGAUUUUGGCCUUAAAGGAAGAGAUUGCUGUUUUGCGUAAGAAAGGUGGCCUUAUCCUCCCACCCAUUCAUCCUCCACCAGACAAUGAAUGAAGCCCUGGGGCCUUUUAUUUUGCUUUUAUCCUACUGUUUUAAAGUGAACUUAUUUAAAAGCUGAAAACCAGAUCCAGUCAUGUCGUUUUAAUAAUUUUUCCCCACUUCGUUGUCUUAGAACUGACUGUAGCGCCCAACACCUCCUUGUUAUUGAACUGAACCAUUUUCCAUGUGUUUGGAACCAACUGGAUCGAAUAUGAAGUCUUAGAAGGCUGUACCUCAAAUCGCCAGAAAGCGCCUGUAAUAUAUCCUGCUUUAGGAAACUUGUUUUGUAGUUAUCUGAAUUUUUAGUCUUUGACAAGAAAAUCUAUCAUUCAAAGUAAACCUCCUUUUCUCAAUCAUUGGAUCCUUGGAAAAUAAACUUUGAGGUUACCA
Molecule: messenger RNA, 7107 nt
Organism: Vicugna pacos (alpaca)
Lineage: Eukaryota; Metazoa; Chordata; Mammalia; Artiodactyla; Camelidae
Source: RefSeq, a predicted model, not a curated record